AGCAGAAGAAAAAACAAAGUAGAGUUUGAAAGCAGAGACAUGGGUUCUGAUUUUGCUUGGUGCAUUUCCUUUUUGGUUCUUCUUGUUUUGAUGUGUGCAAAAGCCAGUAGUGCCCGGAAGAUAACUGGCAGACAAGAUAUGGAAGAAGGACCCAUCAGCACAAGCUAUCUGCAGCAACCUUCCAGUACCAUAAAUGGCGAUUCUCAUGUAUUAGCUCACAUGGAACAUCUGGACCCUUCACUAAACAUUUUCUUCAAGAUAGAUGACCUUAAGGUUGGGAAAACAACGGCCAUCUACCUCCCCAGUAAAGACUUUUCUGUCUCUCCUCAUCUGUUAUCCAGAGAAGAAGCCAAUUCUAUUCCCUUCUCAUCAACAAAACUCCCACAACUUCUUGAGUUCUUCUCAUUCUCUAAGGACUCUACCCAAGCCAAAGCCAUGGAUUAUACACUUAAACAAUGUGAGUUUGAACCCCCCAAGGGUGAGAUAAGGUUUUGUGCCACUUCCCUGGAAUCAAUGCUUGACUUUGUUCGUUCUGUCUUUGGCUUGGAUUCCCACCUCAAAGUUUUAACCACUACCUUUCUCGAAAAACCAACUGCCUUUCUUCAAAACUACACCAUUUUGGGCAUGCCUAAACAGAUCCGUACUUCCAGGAUUAUUGCAUGUCACACUUUGCCAUAUCCUUAUGCAGUAUUCUACUGUCACAGCCAAAAGAGUGAAACCAGGCUAUUUCAGGUUUCACUAGGUGCUGAGAAUGGAGACAGGGUGCAAGCUCCAGCGGUUUGUCACAUGGAUACCUCUCAAUGGGACCAUGAUCAUGUAUCGUUUCGUUUGCUCAAAAUCAAGCCUAGAUCAUCCCCAGUGUGCCAUUUUUUCCCUCCAGAUAAUCUAGUUUGGGUGCCUUUGCUUGCUUGAAUAUACUGGCCUGGUUAUGAAUAUUGUUUGUAUGCAGCAGCAGCAAAAUGCAACAGCAAAUCAUGUAGAGUAAUGUUACCAUCUAACAUGAAUGUUGUUCAACACCAUGUCAUAAUUUGGUUUGAUGUUUUUAGUGCCAUAAAUCAAAGGUUCUUUCCAGAGUUAUUACAGCCUCUGGCGUACUACAAACAUGAACUAACUUUUAUCCCUGAGGUCUUUUGACAACAACCUGAUUCAAUCGUCAAAAUAUAUGACAUUAUGACAUGUA
This is a messenger RNA of Durio zibethinus, 1180 nucleotides long. The record is from RefSeq and is a predicted model, not a curated record. NCBI's taxonomy places the organism in Eukaryota, Viridiplantae, Streptophyta, Magnoliopsida, Malvales, Malvaceae.